Messenger RNA from Necator americanus (New World hookworm), 231 nucleotides. RefSeq lists its product as uncharacterized. The coding region runs from base 1 to 231 and encodes 76 amino acids. The transcript has a single exon. Lineage: Eukaryota; Metazoa; Nematoda; Chromadorea; Rhabditida; Ancylostomatidae. The record is from RefSeq and is a predicted model, not a curated record.
AUGAGCAGAUUCGCCCGAUCGAAUCUGCUCAUCAGCUAUACCAGGCUAGAACAACUUCAUCGGAACUGGAUAUCACUCAUUGCUGCAAACAAAGAAGAGGAAAAAAAAAGAUUCUCUCAAUACAUCUACAAAUAUGGAGACUACCGCACCACGCUACAAGAUGCAGUACCAGUCCUUGAGAAAAUGGACACCGCUCUCGAUGCAAUCGAAGAAGAGUUCGAGAAACGCUGA